AUGCUGUUCCUAUACUUCAUGCUUGCAUAUGCCCAGAUGGAUGAGUUGGGCUAUCUCUACUCGGUGGGCAGGAAUCGAUUUAUUACUGUCAAGCAGGAUAAGAAUCACAAAUCAUUUAUAAUGGGAACGCACAAAAACGAAAAUCCUUCUCCAAUCAAGAUCAGCAAGGAAACAAAGAAUGGGCGAGGGGGUAUAAUCAUGUACGCAAACGACAAAGACGCUGAAAAGUACAAACUUAGUGACAAAGUAGGUGAUCUUGCACUUGACUCCACCAACACCUUGCACUUCUAUUCUAAGCACAUGAAAUGGAACCAACUGGCAAAGUUUGUUUUACAACCUGGGAAUCAUAUUAAGAUUAUGUUUGGAGACGAUCGCUGCCUGUUUAUGGCCAAAGACUACACAUUGAAAGGUGAACGCUGCAAGAAUGAUGGUCGUGAUAAAUUCCAAUUAUUUGCUUGGUUUCCUAAAAAAUAUUUCCGUAUGAGCAAACUUCAUAAAAUUCUAAGGUAUAAUAAGUUCAAUAAUAACAGUGGAUACGAUGACGAUGAUAAGUCCAGUAGCUAUAGUGUCUACGACAGCGAUAGUAGAUACAGGAAUGAUGGAAGGCGUGAUCCUAAUGAUAGGCACAAUAGCAAUAGAGGUGAUGGAAAUGACAGCGAUAGUGGAUUUGAUGACGAUAGUAGAUACAGGAAUGAUCCUAAUGAUAGAGAACCUUGCGACAAAACCUCACUUUUACUGCUUGGAAUGGGAUCUGGAGAUGAUGAUGAUAGAAAGAAGUCAAAGUACUACAAUAGCUUCAAGCAUUCUUCAAAUGAAACCAAGAGUCGUAAAAGCAUAGAUGAUGAUUCUGCUGGAAUAUCAAAAAAGAUGCAUAAUAAGAAUCCAGUAAGGAGCAAUGAAAUUUAUCCAAAACAGAAGUACAAGAAAUGCAGUCGUCAAAGUAAAGGAAUCAGAGCGCCAAACACAAACAGUUUGGAUUUGAAACGCACAAGCAGCAGUAUAUGUUCAAUUGAGAAAAUGCUUUUCCAGCCAUUCAAUCGUGAUAUAUGUGAUACAAUAGAAGGGCUGAGCAAUAUCAGCAAAUCAAAUAGAUAUGCAUAUAGAAACACAGACUCUGAUAGUUCUGAAAGCGAUUGUAAUAAUGAUGUAGACAAUCUCUGGAAUGAUAUUCAGAAUAUCAAGGUAAAAUCUGGAAUAAAGAAUAUAGCAAUAUGA
Molecule: messenger RNA, 1215 nt
Organism: Ordospora colligata OC4
Lineage: Eukaryota; Fungi; Microsporidia; Ordosporidae
Exons: 1
Coding region: 1-1215 (404 amino acids)
Source: RefSeq, a predicted model, not a curated record